CCCCAAUCCCACCCACCCCCAUUCAUUCAUUGGGCUUCUCAAAUCUUACAAAACCCACAUUUCAAAUUUGAACGCCCUUUUAAGUUUAACUCCGCCCCAUGCUCACUUGGCGCCCGCAUAUCUCUCGCCUUUUCUUUGACUGCCUCGGCGUCUCCAAUUUCCCAAAACCCCCCAUUUGACCACCCUCCUUUUCCCUCUCUUUCUCUACCCUUUAAAGCAAACCAGCCCGUUGCUCUUUCAGUCAUUUCCACAAACAUUUUUUAGCUCAUAUUCUUUCCAAUCAUGAGCAAAGCUUUGGAGAAUGCCUCCAGCAAUGACCCCAUUUCUCUUAACCUCGCUUUUCAUGACCUUAGCAUCAAUAACAGCCCCAGCAUUGAUUUUUACAGCAGUACCGUAACUGGGUCUGAUAAUACUAGUGUAGGCAGUAGUAAAAUAAGCGACGGCGGUUUUGUAGACAAGCAAGUGGAUAUCAAGAAUGUUGAGGUGAAUGUGAGUGGGGAAUGCGUGGAGAGUGAAAAGAGUAGUUUAAGUUCGGUUAGUUAUUGUAAUGGCGCAGAUGGGAAUGAGGCUAGUUUUAGGAGUUUUUGCCCAUCGAAACCUCAUAAGGGAAACGACAGGCGGUGGGAUGCUAUACAAUGUGUGCAGGCUAGAGAUGGGCAGUUGAGUUUGGGGCACUUUAGGCUUCUGAAAAAAUUGGGAUUUGGGGACAUUGGGAGUGUUUAUCUCGCGGAGUUGAGGAGCAUGGGAUGCCUUUUUGCUAUGAAAGUAAUGGAUAAAGGCAUGUUAGUCAGUCGAAAGAAAGUGGUGAGAGCUCAAACUGAGAGAGACAUAUUGGGUUUGUUGGAUCACCCCUUUCUUCCAACUCUUUAUUCGCACUUUGAAACAGAGAAGUUUUCAUGUUUGCUGAUGGAGUUUUGCAGCGGUGGGGACCUGCAUUUGCUUAGGCAGCGUCAGCCUGGCAAGCAUUUCUCAGAACAAGCAGCAAGGUUCUAUGCUUCAGAAGUGCUUCUUGCUUUGGAGUAUCUGCAUAUGAUGGGGGUGGUGUACAGGGACUUGAAACCUGAAAAUGUUUUGGUGAGGGAAGAUGGCCAUAUUAUGCUAUCAGAUUUUGACUUAUCAUUGAGAUGUUACGUGAGUCCCACCCUCGUUGCAUCCAGUGAUGGUCCAGCUUGUACAAUUUCGUCAUAUUGCAUCCAGCCAUCGUGCAUUGAUCCAGCAUGUAAAUUGCCUGUUUGCGCAGAGCCUUCUUGUUUCCAACCUUCUUGCUUUAAACCACGCCUUUUCAACUCAAAAGCCGUAAAAGUGAGAGGUGAAAAAACAACUUUGGCCAGUUUAGAUUCUCUUCCCGUGCUUGUUGCAGAGCCAACUGCAGCACGAUCUAUGUCUUUUGUCGGGACCCAUGAGUAUUUAGCCCCUGAAAUUAUUAGAGGAGACGGUCAUGGCAGCGCUGUUGACUGGUGGACAUUUGGUAUUUUCUUGUAUGAAUUGCUGCAUGGGAGAACACCAUUUAAAGGUAAUGGUAACAGAGAGACAUUAUUUAACGUUGUUGGCCAGCCCCUGAAAUUCCUGGAGGGCUCUGCUAUUAGUUUUGCUGCGAAGGAUUUGAUUCGAGGUUUGCUUGCUAAGGACCCUCAGAAAAGAUUAGGAUUUAAAAGGGGGGCCACAGAGAUAAAACAGCAUCCGUUCUUUGAAAGUGUAAACUGGGCUCUUAUUCGUAGCACAACCCCUCCUCAAAUUCCUAAGCCAAUAGAUCUUGCGUUGCUAAAUCAGGGGUUAAAGUCGUCUUUGCCAUCAAAUCACAAGGGUGCUACAGACUCAGAAAGGUCAUCUGGUCCUUACUUGGAUUUUGAAUUUUUCUAAACAGAUUCGACUCAAUGUUGUAUCAGUAUUCUUGAGGCAGUUAGAUUUCCAUUUCUGAUUUGUAGUUAUAUUUUAAUCUAAUAAGAUAUUUCUGUUCAUAAUUCUUGGUGCCAUAUGAAAAUUGAGCACUACAAUUUGCAAAUAAACCAUGAAAUCAUCAUGUUAAAAUAA
Messenger RNA from Sesamum indicum (sesame), 2031 nucleotides. Its product is annotated as Protein kinase superfamily protein. Gene Ontology annotation, molecular function: ATP binding; protein kinase activity. Lineage: Eukaryota; Viridiplantae; Streptophyta; Magnoliopsida; Lamiales; Pedaliaceae. Gene Ontology annotation, biological process: protein phosphorylation. The record is from RefSeq and is a predicted model, not a curated record.